This is a messenger RNA of Colletotrichum truncatum, 1458 nucleotides long. RefSeq lists its product as uncharacterized. NCBI's taxonomy places the organism in Eukaryota, Fungi, Ascomycota, Sordariomycetes, Glomerellales, Glomerellaceae. The record is from RefSeq and is a predicted model, not a curated record. Gene Ontology annotation, molecular function: N-acetyltransferase activity.
AUGGACCUAAAACCAACCAUGCUCCGGCCAUGUGGUGACAUGGAAAAAUAUUCCACAUCUCGCCAUUCCCUGGGUCUUUAUAACGGAGUUUCGAUCGCGGGCCGAUAUGCAGUCCCUCCGGGCACUGACAUCAAUAGCCUGAAAGCAAUUCUUCAACAUGCAGUCGCACAGGUCGUUUUGGAACAGCCUAUGAUGCGAAUCGGAAUUGUCGAUGAAGACAAACAAAACCCUAGUUUCGUUCAUGUUCCGAGCAUCAAUAUAGCGGAACACACUCAGUGGUUCGGAGCAUCCUCGCCGGAAGAGGUUGACGCCAACCUUUGCAAACAUUUUUCAUUCCAACAUGGCCAAUCUUGGUCCGACAUUGAACAUCGUCCGCCUUGGAAGAUCGCUGUCCUUCCCAUCCAAGGCAGUCAAAAAACACCAGCCGAAGUUGAGAUUGUAUACUCAUUUCAUCAUGCAAUCAACGAUGGCGUAAGCGGUUCCAUUUUCCACAGCAGACUUCUUGAGACACUCAAAAGUCCUAUAAAACACCUCGCUGGAUUUGAUGGUAAGAAGCUCGAGGUGUCGGAACCGCCGACGCUUCCUCCUCCGCAAAACGAGCUCGUCAACAGCCGUAUUAGCUGGCCAUUCUUCCUGGCGACUCUGUGGGAUGCCUUCGGCCCAUCAUGGUUGAAGAAUAAACCUGCCGUGCUUCCAUGGAAAGCCCGUCCGUACGGUAUCUCAUUGUCGAACAACACCAGCACUUACCUCAUAAGGAUUCCAACGCCAGUCGCGAAGAAACUUUUGGCUGCGGCUCGAGCUCACUCUUUGACCCUUUCACCGCUGCUCCAUGCUCUUAUUGUCGCCUCUCUCUCACGCCGUCUCUCAGCUACUGAGGCACCAGCGUUCGAGCCAUGUACCCCCAUCAGUCUAAGACGAUACGUCCCCGCUGCAGCAGCCUUCGACACAAAGAAGCAGAUGUUGGUCCUUGUGUCUACAGCAGAUCAUCCCGUAUCAAGUUCUCUUGUCACCAAACUGCGCGAUUCAUCAGGGCCAGAUCGGGAGAGUGCAGUCUGGGAAGUUGCGGCAUCUGUCAAGGCCAGCAUGAAUGACAAGCUGGCGUCUCUGCCCAAUGACGAUCAAGGGGCCAUGCUCAAAUAUGUCAGCGACUUCCACGACUUCUUCCGGAAAAAGGAUGGAGGAGAACGCGGAAGUAGUUGGGAGAUCAGCAAUGUAGGAGCGCUCAACGGUGGCAGCGAUGACGACAGCUGGAGAUUGACGCGAGCUAUGUUCAGUCAGUCUGCAUCGAUAUUUGGUCCUGGGUUCAGCGCAAACAUAGCGGGCAUUGCCGGUGGUGAAAUAACCAUCACGCUCUGCUGGAACGUAUCCGUUGUCGAUAACGCCUUGAUGGAAGGAUUGGCUAAAGACCUGGAGGUUUUGAUACCCGAGGUUGCCAAUGGUAGCCCGCUUUCUUUAUAA